Messenger RNA from Odontomachus brunneus, 3570 nucleotides. It is a transcript of the gene aos, whose product is annotated as protein giant-lens. Bases 911 to 1807 code for a protein of 298 amino acids. The transcript has 4 exons. NCBI's taxonomy places the organism in Eukaryota, Metazoa, Arthropoda, Insecta, Hymenoptera, Formicidae. The record is from RefSeq and is a predicted model, not a curated record.
CUGGCUUUUAAGAGUCCAGUCGAGCGGACGGCAUACCUUCGCAUAGGCUGAUCUCGUCGUAAUAUCGUCGACAUUCUGUUUUACUCGUAGCCUCGCGCGCGCGCGCGCGGACCGAUCUCGCCAUUCUCGAGACGACGGGGGCCCCCGCGCGCUCCUGCGAACGGGAAAAACCGCCAGGUGGAAGCAGCCGGAUCGAUCGAUCGACCGAUCGAUCGACAGACCGAUACCAGAAGUAAUUCGGCCGACGAUUCAGUGCGCGAGAGUGCGCGAGUGCGCGACACGCUCCAUUGAUUUGGACCGAGGGGACCAGGAUCGGAUCGAUUAUCCUCUUAAGGAGUCCCGCGGAUCCCCCCAGGAAAUCGGCGGAGAAGCGCGCGGAAGAUGAGGAGGGACUGAGGACGGCGCUGAAGAGAAAACGCGAGCAGAGAUUUCUCGAUUUAUCGAUACCGAAAGGGAGACGAUCUCCUCGCUCCGAUUCGCGAGGGUAUCCCCUACCGAUCGAAAAAUGACCGCGAGGAUGGACUUCAAGUAGCUGGCCAAGUGGGAAGUACUCAUUUCUAAAAGUCCACCGCGAGUCCUCCCUUCCGCGAGAGUAACCCGCGCGAGUAAAAAUAAACCCUUCGGUGCCCUCGAGUACUAUGAGUAUUCUCGCGAUCCUCCUCUCGCUCGUUUCGUACUCGCCUUGUCGCGCGAAUAAGACCUGGUGAAUGUAUCGUCGAAUCCCUUCCAUUCUUUUUAUCGUACUCCCCUCUUGCCCACCGGUUUGAGUAAUACCUAACACACAGCGACGCGUUCCCUCCGCGAACACCGCCGCGCGAUCACCCCGAUCGACCGACCGGACGAGCGAUCCCGCGUCGCGGGAUAUAUUCUCUCUCGAUCGGAAUCCAAACGUCCCCCCGUGACAUAUACGAUGACCGGCAAAAUGAUAGAGAACCUGCUGUACACCCUGGCGAUCGUCGGCGUCGUCCGUCGCAGCCAGUGCGAGCUGUUCGUGCCGUUCGACGAGACCGACGACGAGUACCUCAACGAGUAUCUGUUCUUCGACGAGAGCAAGUACCUCGCCGAACUGCAGGAAUUCGACGAGGCGACCGUCCGGAUCGACCUGAUCAAUCGUAACCGGAAGCACCGAUUGACGCACGAGGAGCCCAGAGUGCUGUACCAAGUCGGGGAUAGCGAAAAGGAAUUGCCGGAGUGCGCGGACCAAAGCGAGGUAUGUAGCAAGGUGGAUUUAUAUGGUGCACCGUGGGUCGAGAGACAAUGUCGUUGUCCGAACGGCCGUGCCUGUCCCAGCAGUCUUUACGGGGACGACGGACACACGAUCGUCGAUAAAACGCGGCGGUACAAGCUCUGCGAACCUGCGAAACGACUUCCCAUCUGUCGUUACUUCAAAGACAUUACAUGGACACUCGCACCCGGAGGUGGCCCGGGAAACGCGACGGUGCAACGAGUUCACUGCCGAUGUCGGCCAGGUAGCGUCCCGUACCUGGUGCGAAGGCAACCUCACAAAUCAUCAGAUGGAAAUCAAGGUUUCAUCUACUCCUUCGCCUGCUCUCCGCAAAGCAGAUUACGCUGCCAACACAAGGAGCCCUGUCGCCUGUUCACCGUGCGCAAAAGACGAAACUCGCAGCUCGAGGAAGUGAACGCCUCGCCCCUCUGCCAAUGUCCUGGAGGACACCGAUGCCCCAGACGACACACGGAUCCCGGCUCCUUACCGGCGAGAUCCUACGCCGGCGUCCUAGAGAUCAAGACUUACAGCGGCUACUGCAUACCUUCCCAUCGCUUCGACGAGAUAACUUAUGACAUCUAAGAAUUCGGCGUUUGUAAGAAUCGCGCCACUUCCGCCCGAUCGCGCGACGCGUCGCGAAGUGUCGGCGAUCCGGGCGAUACUUGCCACCGACGUUAGCUUUAACGGAUCAUUACUUUUAUUCGGGGAUGUGCGGACACCCGAAAACCGCGGCUACUCGAAUCUCGGCUCGCUUCGACUCGAUUCUACCCGACUCUGUCCCGAAAGUCUCUCUCCCUCUCGAAGCGCAGGUAUGUUCAGGCCACCGUAGUGAAUUCUCUCACGAUACGAUCGCAGACCGACUCGAAUCUCACCGAGCUUCGCAAACGCUCUCGCGUUUUGCGCGUUGUUGUUUCGUUGUGGAGGACGACUCGAUCCGAGAUCCGCGAUCUCGCGCAUAAAGAAAAUAUCUUCAGAUAUUUACUACACUGAAAAAAGGUCCAGUAAUAACCAUCAAGUUACCAGCUGCUUCGGUGAAACAAUUUCAAAUAAAUGUGCAGGUGAAUGUAAUCAAGUAAUUUGGUAAGUAUCAACAGACAACUUUAGCGAGACUACCAAUUUGUGUAUCAUCAGACAAUUCGUCAAAUAAAACCAUACUGUUUAGUCAUGCAUAUCGCAUUAUGUGGUAAAUGACUAAAUGCUUUGAUAAUAGUCGAGGUAUUUAGCAAUUAUUGUCAAAUUAUCUGGAAUUAUUUAGCAAAUUAUUUGACGGAUUCAACGAAGAAUUGUUUUACUAAUUAUUUAGUAAUUAUUAUUACCAGACGGUUCGUAAUUAUUAUCAUAUUCAAUACUAAUUACUUAAUAUUGCACCGAAACGCUCCACCGAAUGCAUUUGUUAACUAUUACAAAACUUUUCUUCAGUGUACGCAACCGAAAUUAUUAGGGAACGCGCACAAUCCUGCUCCAAUCAAGUAUAAUCCCGUAGAAAUGAUGCUAUUCAUUUUCUUUUUCUUCCUCGCGACUAAGGCCGGUAUUCACAGUCGAAUCUUACUUCAAGACCGUCUUAAGUAACGUCUUAAGAUGCUCGUAAUACGGCUCUGUGAUUGGUUCAUGACAUCUUAAGACGGUACUUAAGAUGAUUUUAAAUAUAAGAUCGAACUAUGAAUACCGACCUAAGGCACGGUUAAAUAAAAGCACCAAUACCCGAACACGUGUCUAAUGCUGGAUAUUAUUAUGAUUUUGGCCUUUAAAUACGAAUAUUUAAACAUCUAACACAAAAUAUAUACAUAUAUAUUGAAUAUAUAAAUAUACUGUGUCUUAGAAAUUUAAAUAAUCGUAUUUAAAGAGCAAAAUAAUGAUAUCCAAGAUUAUGGUCUUUUUAAACACAAUUAUUUAAACUUUUAACUUAAAAAAAUAUAUAUAUUGAACAAUAGUAUAUUGAACACAUAUAUUAUAUGUUAAAAGUUUAAAUAAUUGUAUUUAGAAACUAAAAUAAUAAGAAUGUUCAGGAUUAUGUUCCUUUUAUAUACGAUUAUUUAAGCUUUCAACGUAAAAUAUAUAUAUGUAUAUUAAGUAUAUAUAUAUAUUACUCCACGAUGUAAGUUUAAAUAUUCGUAUUUAAAGACCAAACAAUAAAAAUAUCUGGGGUUAGGUGCACGUCCGGGUAUUGGCAUUUCUACCUAACAUUCAACGUUCAAUUUGUCUACAUCAGAGUCUCGAGACAGGCAAACGAUAACAGAUCAAGUCGAUCUCCUCGAUCCAUCGUGUAUCCAAGCGUGCAAUGCCGUGCCAUGUACGAUCUCUCUCUCUCUCUCUCUCUCUCUCUCUCUCUCUCUCUCUCUCUCUCU